UGCAUUUAAGAAGACAAAGAUUUGAUAUAGUGUUAUGUGGUCAGGUAUCUAUCUUAAAAUUUCCACUCUCCUGUCCGAUUGUAAUCUGAUUUAUUUUGUGUUUUUGCCAAUCGUAACAACACGAAUCACGAUAGAUUAUUAUUAUCGCAGAUGUUCGUGAUAAUACGUCAAACGUCAAAAUCGAAGUACUAUUAGGUUAUGUGUUAUUAGAAAAUAAUAAUUGAGUUUAUAGUGUACAUUGUAGGGGAAAACAAUAAGCGUAUUUAUUGACCAGAUUUAUAUUUGGAAUAAUGUCUGCUUCUAGUACACACAGAAAAAAUAUAUUAUUAAAAGUUGUUAUCCUUGGUGAUGGAGGUGUUGGGAAGUCUUGCCUGAUGAACAGAUUUGUCAGUAAUAAUUUUGACAGUCACUCUUUUCAUACUGUUGGGGUUGAAUUUUUUAAUAAAGACAUCGAGGUUAACGGAGAAUGUUAUACAUUACAGCUGUGGGACACAGCAGGCCAAGAACGUUUUAGAAGUUUGCGAACCCCUUUCUACAGAGGAACUGACAUUUGUAUGCUGACUUAUGCUGUUGAUGAUAAGACCAGCUUCAAUAAUCUACUAAUGUGGAGGAAUGAAUUCCUCACAUACUCAGGCAUUAAAGAUGCCAAGCGUUAUCCAUUUUUAGUGGUGGGUAGUAAGGUCGACCUUGGUAGUGACAAACGAGAAGUUGAAGAAGCUGAGAUUCGCAGUUGGUGUGAAGAGAAUGGUGAGGUACCGAUGAUUGAGACAAGUGCAAAAGAUGCUAUUAAUGUUGACAUAGCAUUUGCAAUGGCUGUGGAAAGAUGGAAUAAACUUGAGGAAUUUCUCGAAAAAUCAAAUAACUAUUGUAGCGACACUGUUGAUCUACGUAACCACCAUGGGCCUAAAGUCAACAAGAAAUCGGGUUGCUGCGCAUGAACCAAAUAAUAUUGCAAUAACUAGUGAUACUAUUCGAUUUGACAUAAAUAGAUUUAUUUUGCGAUGGUAUAUUUUAUGUGAUAUAAUGUAAAGUAUUUAUUGUAUAAUGAAUAGUAUUUUUAUACCAAGAUUUAUGAGGGACCACAUAAUAUAAAACAUAUCAAACAUAAGUAUCUGUUACCAAUAGUGCUUUUAAUCUAUGUAUAGUAAAUCUAUUUUUACAAAAAUGAAAAUUUUGUAGAAAUAUUGAACCAAAAUAAAACAGAUUGACUAUUAAAUAGUGUUAUUGUGAUUUUAUGUAUUUUGUAAAUAUUUAUUAUAGAACAACAUGUUAAAUCUUAACUCAUAAAUUUAAUUUUUGAGUCAGUAUUAUUAAUGUGUAUUUGAGGCAGCAAUAAACUGUUUUAAAAUUA
Messenger RNA from Homalodisca vitripennis (glassy-winged sharpshooter), 1351 nucleotides. Its product is annotated as ras-related protein Rab-9B-like. Lineage: Eukaryota; Metazoa; Arthropoda; Insecta; Hemiptera; Cicadellidae. The transcript is spliced from 3 exons. Gene Ontology annotation, biological process: retrograde transport, endosome to Golgi. Bases 291 to 938 code for a protein of 215 amino acids. Gene Ontology annotation, cellular component: late endosome; phagocytic vesicle; lysosome. The record is from RefSeq and is a predicted model, not a curated record. Gene Ontology annotation, molecular function: GTPase activity; GTP binding.